This is a messenger RNA of Phycomyces blakesleeanus NRRL 1555(-), 978 nucleotides long. RefSeq lists its product as hypothetical. The transcript is spliced from 2 exons. Lineage: Eukaryota; Fungi; Mucoromycota; Mucoromycetes; Mucorales; Phycomycetaceae. Bases 1 to 978 code for a protein of 325 amino acids. Gene Ontology annotation, cellular component: membrane. The record is from RefSeq and is a predicted model, not a curated record. Gene Ontology annotation, molecular function: palmitoyl-(protein) hydrolase activity.
AUGUUUCGGUACCAGACACUCGUCACACAUCCCGCCCGACGUCAACUUUCUACGCUUGCCAAGGCUGCCUUGAUUGUUACAGGAGUCCCACUAGGCUUGUAUGCCUACAAAUGUCUUGUGAUGGUGGCGUUUCAGAACAAGCUCAUCUACAUGGGCUACAUUCCGUACGGCUCUCGACACCAACCAUAUGUUCCCGUAAUCUCACAAAACUUUCAUGUACGCGAACAAGAAAUUGUAACACCAGACAAGAAGAAAUUAAGAGGGUUUAUUGUCCAAAGAACACCACACGCCAAAGGGCCCGUGUUGGUAUAUUUCCAGGGCAAUGCCGGCAAUAUGAUCGACCGCUUUGAUUUAUUUAAAGUCAUUCUUGACGCUGUUCCUGACUUGACCAUUGUAGGGAUAUCCUAUCGAGGAUUUGGGAGCAGUGAAGGGUCAGCUACUGAAAAAGGUUUAAUGAUUGAUAGCAAAGCUAUUCUCGAUCACACACUUUCUCUUUUUCCAGACCAGUCUGUUUACCUUUACGGACACAGUCUAGGAGGCAGUGUAGCUAUUGGCCUCGCUGCUCAAAUUGAGAAGACCGCAACACAAUCAUCGUCACAUUCACAUGUUUGCGGGCUAAUCAUCGAAAAUACUUACACAAGUAUCAAGGACAUGGUCCAAGCACUCUAUCCGCGCUACUCACCAUACCCUUACCUAGCCAAAAAGUUCCUGUGGAAUCAUUGGCCUAGUAAAGAUACCAUCCGAGACAUCAAAUCACCCAUACUUUUUCUAUCGUCAGACAACGAUGAAAUUGUCCCAGUCGAACACAUGCACGCGUUGGCUAAAGAAGCGACUGCACCAUCUACUUUUCUACGUUUCAAGAGAGCACUUCAUAUGGACAUAUAUAGUACUGAGCCGGCUGCUUACAAAGCAGCACUGAGAGAUUUUAUUGCUACUAAUGAUAUCUAUAAAGACGAGCCAAUUCAAAUAAAACGGUGA